Molecule: messenger RNA, 339 nt
Organism: Tauraco erythrolophus (red-crested turaco)
Lineage: Eukaryota; Metazoa; Chordata; Aves; Musophagiformes; Musophagidae
Source: RefSeq, a predicted model, not a curated record
UGCGGGCCGGCGGAGGCAGAGGCCAUCAGGAGCCACCUCGCCGCCCUCCUCGCCCACCUCGAGACUGCCGAGGCCACCGACACCGUGUCUUGCAGCGAGGUCGUCCCCGCGGGCUGGAACCUCUGCACCGUGGUGGGGGUGCUGCUGGGGUACCCAGCGGCGUACACCUUCUCCGUGGAGGACGGCGCUGAGAACUGCCCGGCGAGCCUCUGCGCGGAGCUGAAGGCGGUGCUGGACGCCUGGUGCGACGAGCUGUGGGCGGCCUUCGGCGCGCAGAGGGACUUCGUGGAUCUGAGCGUGUCCAGCGAGGUGGUGUCUCUCCCAGCAGUUGCGUUGUAA